GGUUUCUAAUUGCUACGACGGAAGUGUCCGCUGCGUGCCCCUGCGACAUUGUAGACUGGUGGAAGGAGCUGCCAUGUACAGGAGAGCGCUUGUAACGUGGUGUCAGGGUCGAAGCCCGGUCGUUUUCGCUCAGGACGUCUGCUUAUAUUAUCCGAAAAGUAAUGAAACGGCGAAUCUCCGCGUUUCCAGGACCAUCGUUCCUGGUGUAUGCAGGACCCUGACUGCUGGCACGCCACUCUUCAGCAAAGAUCCAGAUGAACUGCCUUCCCAGGAUGCCACACAGAGGAGGGACACUAAGGAGGCCGAAAGGCAGGAGGAGGGUAAACCAGAGAGACCGGGCAAGGAGAAACUGCUGGAGAUCCUGGGGCAGAUGAAGGUGGAGGUGGUGAGCAAGAAGCCCAAGGUGCCCCAGGAGGAGGGCAGGUCACGGCCACACCCUGCAGAAAUGGAGAGCACCAUUAGCAUGUUCCAGGAGGCCACUGCAGGGGUGUCGCAGCAGAGGGAGAAGCUGAGCCCCAAGCUGGUGGCAGCAGCCUCUGCAGCGGCCGCCUCGUUGCCUGACAGCGCACGGGCUGAGUCGGAACUCCUGCAGCAGCUGCGGAGGCACGAAGCUGUGACCCAAGCCCAGAAAGCGACAGAUGGAAGCCACAUCGGGAACAUCAUCGCAAACAUGAAGGUGGGCAGACGGCCCCCUCUGGCGCAGACAGGCCUGCGGAACCCCCUGGACGAUGAAGAGGACGAGCACGGCGGGCGGAGGAAAGCGCACUCCAGGGGUGUAGCUACCGACGAGGAAAGUGGUCGCAGGAAGAAGAUGCAGCUCGGAGGAAAAAGACUGAACAUUUUCACACAGGUUGAUGCCAAGGCGAAAGAAGAGGUCGCAGCCGUUCCCGCACCUCUGACUCUGUCCCUGUGGGACGUGGAGUUUGCAAACACCAUUGGCACCGUGGUGAACACGCUGCCUCGAAACGGCUUUGAGGAGAUGAUCGAGUGGACGAAGGAGGGAAAGUUGUGGAAGUAUCCCAUAGACAAUGAAGCCGGGCUUGAGGAGGAGGCCCAGGUACCCUUUCAAGAACACAUCUUCCUGGAGAAACAUCUGGACGAGGGCUUCCCCAAGCAGGGCCCUGUGCGUCACUUUAUGGAGCUUGUGGUCUCUGGCCUGGCCAGGAACCCCUAUCUGACAGUGGCCCAGAAGGCUGAGCACAUCGCUUGGUACCGCGAGUACUUCCAGAGCAAGGAAGACCUGCUCCGGGAGGCUGGGGCCUGCUAGAACUGAGCGGCGCUGGUGUGCCGGCCCCUCCAUAUGUCCUCCGUUCUCAAACACUGGAGCUGUGGACCUGUGGGCUAACCUGUGAUGGAUAAAAUAUUGCAGUCAGCAUCUGCCACAACACUCGUGGAGGAGAGUAGACCCCGUGUCCUCACCUUGUUCACUUUCAGCUCUGCGUGUGGAUCUUGUUGACACUCUGCUGAUGUGGGGAAAAGUACCUGAGGUGUUGAGAUCUGAAGAUGCAACAGAUGCUUUUGUAGAAGGAAGGUUUCAGCUCUUAUUGUUGGGAUGAUUUCAGUAUCAGAAGUGCAAACAUUUUAUAGCUUUUUUUGUUAUCGUUUAUGCGCUAAGAGGUGGAACAUGUCUGUUUUGCUAUGAAAUAAUGGUUAGUCAACAUUUUCUAACAUGAAGUUAAACCUUAUCGUGAUUGAAUGUAUUUAAAAACAUUCAGAACUGUAAAUCAUAACACCUUUUUUUUUUGGUUUUCUCCUGUUAAUGUAAAUACACACUGCACACAGAUCCAGGAAUUUGGCAGUGUUCAGCCAUUAAAAUGGUACAACCAAAACAAUGUGUAUUCA
Scleropages formosus (Asian bonytongue) is the source of this 1842-nucleotide messenger RNA. RefSeq names its product mitochondrial ribosomal protein S31 (gene mrps31). The coding region runs from base 74 to 1267 and encodes 397 amino acids. Lineage: Eukaryota; Metazoa; Chordata; Actinopteri; Osteoglossiformes; Osteoglossidae. The record is from RefSeq and is a predicted model, not a curated record. Gene Ontology annotation, molecular function: structural constituent of ribosome. Gene Ontology annotation, cellular component: mitochondrial small ribosomal subunit. The transcript is spliced from 7 exons.